AUGCCUUCUAGCUCUCCCAUCCUGCCGUCGCCCACUUCAUUCGCGACGGCGGCGACGACCUCGUCCUCUUUCUCGUCCUCCUCCAUGCGUCGAGCGUACCGCCGGACACACAGCGCAAUCAAGCACCAGUGCCGGGCCGCAGUCGAGCUAAUAGAUGUCGCGCAGGGCGUUGCCGCGGUCCUCACGUCACUCCUCUACUUCAAGCAAAAAGCUCUUAUCUACCCGUCGCACAUCCCCCCCAACUCUCGUACCGAUGUACCGCGGCCGUCGCAGUAUGGAAUCAAAGACUUUGAGGACCUGGUCAUCCCGACCAGCGAUGGGGAGAAGCUGUCGGCCUUCUAUAUACGGGCCCCCAAGGGCGGCCGCAACUCGAAAUGUACCGUCUUGAUGUUUCACGGGAAUGCGGGUAAUAUUGGCCACCGACUGCCUAUCGCACGUAUGAUCAUCAACUACAUUGGAUGCAAUGUCUUCAUGCUUGAGUACCGCGGCUAUGGCCUGUCGACAGGGGAGCCCGACGAGAAGGGACUGAUGGUGGAUGCCCAGACUGCCCUGGACUAUCUGCGGGACCGAGCCGAGACAAGUGAUCACAAGAUCGUGAUUUACGGCCAGAGUUUGGGAGGGGCUGUUAGCAUCAAGCUCGUCUCUAAGAACCAAAACGCAGGGGCCAUAGUCGGCUUGGUCCUGGAGAACACCUUCCUGUCGAUGCGGGCUCUGAUCCCGUCGGUGAUCCCGCCCGCCAAAUACCUGGCCGUGUUAUGUCACCAGGUAUGGCCUAGCGAGACCCUGAUCCCGACGAUCACAGAAGUUCCCAUCUUGUUCCUCAGCGGCCUCCAAGACGAGAUCGUACCUCCCCCACACAUGCGCAAGCUAUACGAGCUGGCUACCACCCCGACAAAAAUCUGGAAACCGCUGCCUGGCGGUGACCACAAUUCUAGCGUGUUGGAAGAGGGCUAUUUUGAGGCCAUCUCGGAAUUUGUGUCAAAUGUUGCUGGAGACUCAGCGCCCUCAAAGUCACGGCGUGAAGGCAGAUGA
Molecule: messenger RNA, 1032 nt
Organism: Neoarthrinium moseri
Lineage: Eukaryota; Fungi; Ascomycota; Sordariomycetes; Amphisphaeriales; Apiosporaceae
Exons: 3
Coding region: 1-1032 (343 amino acids)
Cellular component (GO): membrane
Molecular function (GO): palmitoyl-(protein) hydrolase activity
Source: RefSeq, a predicted model, not a curated record